Molecule: messenger RNA, 1059 nt
Organism: Penicillium atrosanguineum
Lineage: Eukaryota; Fungi; Ascomycota; Eurotiomycetes; Eurotiales; Aspergillaceae
Exons: 2
Coding region: 1-1059 (352 amino acids)
Source: RefSeq, a predicted model, not a curated record
AUGUACUUCGCUUUCAGCCCAUCAAACCGGCUUCAUGGCCAGAUCUGGACCGUUUGGUUUGUCGUUUUCGCUCUCGAAAUGUGGGCGGUGAUGCUAUUGUCUUGUCUGUACCCCAAGAUUGGAUUCCAGGACACCCACCUCAACAUCCGAAUGGGUCUUUUAACAUUGAUCAUCAUUGGAGAAGGCGUUAUUGCGAUCACUCGAAUUGUCAACAAGACGGUGCGGCCCGGCGGAUGGACGAAAUGGUCGUUUGUCCAUAUUUUGGGGGUGACAACCAAUGUGGUCUACUUUGACAUGACCCCGCGGCACAGACUCGGCAAGUUGGCCCAGCAAAUUUGGACGCAGUUGCAUUUCCCGUUUCAUGUCGCACUGAUUCUUCUCCUCGAGGGCUCGCAGAUCCUCGCGUUGAGUCUAGAUGUCACGCUGAAGUUGAAAUAUCUGAAACAGACGCUGUCUUUCAUCUGCGAGGAUCCGGUUCCUACUCACAGUAGUGGUGUUGCGUUGAUUCGAAGCACGAUCACGGACAUGGAGAUCCCGUUCAGUCGAGGUGCAACGCAAGAAUGGACUGCUAUCUCUAGUAUUCUGGAUGAUCUGACGCACCAGCCUCUUUGCCCCGAGUCUGGGACAUUCAGCUGGAUCCACACGGAGGACCUUUUCGGUGACCUGCUGGGAAACGUCACGGCAGCACUUUUCUCGAGUAUGGACAUAACCCCAUCGAACAAGAUAGACUACAACCUCUUGGACAACCAAGAAUCGCUUCGAAUAUACAUGAAACUCCUCGCCUUCGUCUAUGUAUACUUCUUCAUCGCUGCCAGCAUCUCCAUGGCCCUAUUCAGCGCGUUUCCAAUCCUCUCUCGCCGACACACCUUCCGCCUCCACCUAAUCCUCUCAACUGCCGUGCGCAUUCUCCUCGCUAUCUCCUUAGCAGGUUUAGUCUCACUUGCGAGCCAUUUCUCGCUAGCUUAUGCCUUUAUGACCUCACCGAUAAUCCUCUACGCCUUCACGCUAAUCCUCCUUACUGGUCGGUCCUUUUCCCGUGCUCUGUGCGCUCAAUUCUAA